Chara braunii is the source of this 3186-nucleotide messenger RNA. The record is from the annotation of a GenBank genome assembly. Lineage: Eukaryota; Viridiplantae; Streptophyta; Charophyceae; Charales; Characeae.
UUGGACAACUUGUUGUCCAAGUACGGAGUGGUAGCAGCGGACUUGCACACCAUGAUCAGCUGGGAUGAUAUGAAGGCGGCAUGGCACAAGUGGUUCCAGGUGGAGCCGCCAGAGAUCAAAGCCAUGGACAAGCUCAUGGUCUUCGAGCAAGGCACGCUGCCGAGUACGGACUGGAUCGCCGAGUACCAACGCUUGACGUCAGUCCCAGACAUCAAGAUGGGCUUCAAGGCCAUCCGCCACUACUUCAUCUCAAGAUCAUGUCCGACAUUGAGCAAUGCCCUGGCGCAUGUCGAGGACACCUUGACGACGACGGCGAAGUUAUUUGACAAGGCUGCGCAGAUCAUCGUCACGAACAAGGAGGCCAAGAACCUCCGUUCAUCUGCGUCAGGCCCGAGCGGGAACCAGCAUUGGCCACGAGUGGCCGUGGUCGCAGCGGCAGCGCCGUUAGACCAAUCCAGCGAGGUUGCGUCUGCCAGUGAAGGGGACAGAUUCGCAGCCGCCCGGGAAGCACUAUGCGCUCAUCUCCACACUUACCUUUCCUUCUAUGCACUACCAACUUCGCCGACGGAGGACGAAGUCGCGGUGGGGGACAUCCUGGCAUACGCUACCAAGGUGGCCCGCGAGUUUCGCACGCAGCGGUACGAUAACAACAAUGCACCGCUCAUGUAUGUCCGCAUCCAGGUUGGGCAAGCGUCCUGCAGCGCUUUGCUGGAUAGCGGCGUGACUCGCAACUUCAUGAGCCAGUCUUUUAUGCAAAGAGUUGGCCUUGGCGCACAAGUUCGGAGAAAGGCAAACCCGAAGUUGGCGGAUGGAAAAACGCAACAACUACUCGACCGUUACAUCGAGGCCCUACCGAUCUACUUCGCACCUCAUGCAUGCGAACCGGUGACGUUUGAUAUUCUCGACACGGACUUCGACAUCAUUCUGGGAAUGCCUUGGCUUGCAAGUGCGGAUCACACGGUCAACUUCCAUCGGCGGACUCUUAGCGUUCGCGAUGCCUUCGGCGCGGAAGUGGCGUGUACGAUUCCUCUACCGCACUCUUCGAUCCGGUGCCAAGUGGUGACGACCAAAUCAUUCCGGGCGACUUGUGCUUACGAGCAGCCCGAGGAGAUCGACAUAUGUUUUCUACGGACUGUCGCGGUAGCCGACUCUUCACCCACAGACUUGUCUUCGGACCCCCGUGUGGUACGGUUGCUGGACGAGUUCGCCGACAUCUUUGAGUCACCUACCGGUGUGGUGCCGGGUCGGCCGAUCUCUCACGAGAUCAUUCUUGAGGCUGGUGCCGUGCCGUCGAAAGGUUGCAUCUAUCGGAUGAGCGAGGAGGAGCUUGAGUACUUCAGCAAGAAAGUGUCACUCGUGCAUUCCAUUGACGAUGCACGCAAGAAGGAGCUCCUCGCCUUCGUCCACGCGCUCAAGCGGUGGUGGCACUUCCUCCUUGGUCGAAGCCAAUUUCGCUGGGUAACGGACAACAAUCCGUUGGUCUUCUACAAGACCCAAGACACCGUCAACAGCACCAUCGCUCGAUGGAUGGCUUUCAUCGACCGGUUCGACUUCUUUCCCGAUCACAUCCCCGGGAAGUCGAACCGUUUUGCGGAUGCUCUUUCACGGCGUCCGGAUCAUUGUACCGCGGUCUACUCGACUUUGGAGAUUGAUGAUGACCUGCGGAACAGCUUCAUCCGCGGCUACCAAGCUGACCCCGAGUUUCGCGACAAGUACGCGAAUUGCUCCUCUCCUAAUCCGUCUCCUUCUCACUACCGGAUCCAAGAGGGGUACUUGCUUGUCCACACGCGGGGGAGGACCUUCUUUGCGUACCGAGUGAUCCUCACUUGCGUACACGGCUUCUKGGCGAGUUCCACGACGCUCCCGCCACUGGACAUUUUGGAGUCAAUCGCACGAUUGGCCGACUUCGCCAGCGAUUUUGGUGACCCGGCCUUCUCGGCGACGUCACGCGCUAUUGCGACGAUUGCCAUGGACAUCAUCGGCCCGUUCCAUAAGCACAAGACCGGAGUGGAUGGGAUUCUCACGGUGGUCGACCGACUCACCAAGUUCGCCAUGUUUUUGCCUUGUCGCUAUCAUGCCAAGGCACCAGAGUUGGCUGAGGUUUUGUACGCCGGUUGGAUUCGCACCAAGGGUUACCCCAAGGAGAUCGCCUGCGACCGCGACACUCGGUUCAUGUCCGAUUUUUGGUUGGCGCUCAUCAAGCGAUGGGGCUCAUCUCUCAAGCCCAGUUCARCUCGCCACCCUCAGACCGAUGGCCAGACGGAGAGGGCGCAUCAGACCGCACAGGUUCUCCUUCGCACUCUCAUCYGCCCCGACCAGAAAGAAUGGGUUGAGCGACUGCCGGAUGUCGAGUUGGCCUACAACUCUUCCAUCCACCCGGCUAUUGGGAUAUCACCCUUCGAGUUCGAGCACGGCUCGCCGGUCACGUCACCGUUGGACACGAUUACUCCACGCACGGCCGAGAGCGACGACCAUCUUCUUUUCUUGCGUCGGAUGCAAGAGCUUCUUGUCAAGGCACACGACCAGAUGGCUAAGACGCAACAGCGCAUGUGCCAACAGGCAAAUCGCCAGCGUCUUCCUUGUCCAUUCCGCGCCGGAGACCUUGUCUGGGUUUCAGCAGCGGAAUUCAGCCUUGAACAGGACAUCUCUCGCAAGCUCCUUCCGAAAUGGAUGGGGCCUUGGCCGAUCAGCGAGCCCGCUGGGGACGCACCUGAGGGGCCUUCCUUCACGAUUCAGGUGCCUAGUCACUUGCCCGUCUACCCAGUCCUUCAUUGUUCCAAAUUGGCUCUGUACACGCCUGCGGAACAUGAUGAUUUUCCCGGGAGACGUACGCAGGAUCCACCUUCUAUGGAUGGUUUUCAGGAGGUCGGCGACAUCAUCUCCCAGCGACGCUACGGCAACAAGCCAACUGAGUAUCUGGUGCAUUUUGCUUACUGCACUCAUCGAGCUGAUCGUUGGUUGACCCGUACGGAACUGCAAGCGACAGCUCCAGACGUUCUCGCACGCUACGAACGCAAGAUGCAAGGCAAGCCGGAUUUUUCGGCUCCACACCGCGCCUGCGUCCAGGUUCCACCUUCAGACCGACGGCUUCGCCCUCGCCCCGGCUUGGCUUCAUAAGGAGGGGGGGGUUUUACAUGCAGCGCACACAUACGGGCCAUUUUGCAGGCCCGACGGCCAUUUUGCAGG